AUGGCGACACUCUUGCCCCGACUGGGUCGAACACUCCUCUCGGGUCCGACUCGUCGCACGCUGAGCACAAGCCCGCGAGUGUGGAACGCAACCCCGGAAUGGGAACAGCUCGUCGGCGGCAGGCAAGGCAUCGAGCGACAGCGCCAAAGCUUCCAGGCCAAGUACCGCGAAGCGCUCGAGAAGAAGGCCCAGCAGGAAGGUAUCACCGUGGAGGAACUGAAGAAGCGGAAAGCAGCGUCGCUCUCCGCCGAUCAGGAGGAGGCUAGGUUGACAAAGUUGGCCGCUGCCGAGGCAUCGGCAUCGGCGUCGACAUCGGCAUCGACAUCGGCAUCCACAACAUCCACAACACCGAGUACGAGACCAACGAAAGUGAAACCUGCACCGGUCAAGUCGUCGUCCGAGAGCCCGGUCAAGGUGCGUCAGCAGAACCUUCCCUCCGCUCCUUCUCCGCAUUUGACGUCACUGACACCACCGUUUGCCCCGAUCCCACCCACAGCCCCUGAGCGACAUCAUGAACCUGUCCAAAGCCGCAACCUUAAACUCGACCGCCGUCUCGCAACUAUGGACGACGUACCAUCAGGCCAAAGGUUAUCUCUCCGCCGCUGUGCCCGUCGAGACGUAUGAGCGCAUGAUCAAGCUCGCCAAGCGGUACCCGUUAUUCGUCCUGCCGCUCGCCCGGGACGUCAGCGUCGGCAAGACCGAGGCCGACAAGGCGACCGCGACCGAAAUGCACUUGAUGGUCAGUUCAUUCGCCUCGGAUAAUGAAGCCCAGAGCUGGCCCUGAGCCCGGACCCCCCUGCGAUGAACAGGAAUGGGCCCUGCUCCCCCCACCGACGACGGCGCACACGCCCGUCCCUUCGCCUUCGACCGUACUCUUCACCCCGCUCGCCGAAUACAAGGCUCGGCAGGCGUACGCGCAACCGUACCUCAUCCUGACGCACUACACCGACCUCGCUGAAUCGCACAAGGUCGUGCUCAUGCGCGGCGAGAUCACGACCAACGUCGCGCUCGACCCGACCGCGGCGCAGAUCCUGACCGUGCGCAUGCAACUCUUUUACAACAACUCGCUGCACGGCGACGGCCCCAAGGAUACGGACCUCGAUCGCGAGCGGCUCCAGGUGCUCAAGACGUUCCACGAGACGCCGAACGAGUUUGAUGUCGAGGCCUUGAUUCGACUCGCCGAGAUCGCAAAGCUGUGA
Messenger RNA from Microbotryum saponariae, 1199 nucleotides. NCBI's taxonomy places the organism in Eukaryota, Fungi, Basidiomycota, Microbotryomycetes, Microbotryales, Microbotryaceae. The record is from the annotation of a GenBank genome assembly.